Gorilla gorilla gorilla (western lowland gorilla) is the source of this 9804-nucleotide messenger RNA. RefSeq names its product ataxin 1 (gene ATXN1). The record is from RefSeq and is a predicted model, not a curated record. Gene Ontology annotation, molecular function: RNA binding; protein binding. Gene Ontology annotation, cellular component: nucleus. The coding region runs from base 161 to 2584 and encodes 807 amino acids. Gene Ontology annotation, biological process: negative regulation of transcription by RNA polymerase II; nervous system development. The transcript has 2 exons. Lineage: Eukaryota; Metazoa; Chordata; Mammalia; Primates; Hominidae.
CAUCCAGAGCUGCUGUUGGCGGAUUGUACCCACGGGGAGAUGAUUCCUCAUGAAGAGCCUGGAUCCCCUACAGAAAUCAAAUGUGACUUUCCGUUUAUCAGACUAAAAUCAGAGCCAGCCAGACAGUGAAACAGUCACCGUGGAGGGGGGACGGCGAAAAAUGAAAUCCAACCAAGAGCGGAGCAACGAAUGCCUGCCUCCCAAGAAGCGCGAGAUCCCCGCCACCAGCCGGUCCUCCGAGGAGAAGGCCCCUACCCUGCCCAGCGACAACCACCGGGUGGAGGGCACAGCAUGGCUCCCGGGCAACCCUGGUGGCCGGGGCCACGGGGGCGGGAGGCAUGGGCCGGCAGGGACCUCGGUGGAGCUUGGUUUACAACAGGGAAUAGGUUUACACAAAGCAUUGUCCACAGGGCUGGACUACUCCCCACCCAGUGCUCCCAGGUCUGUCCCCGUGGCCACCACGCUGCCUGCCGCGUACGCCACCCCGCAGCCAGGGACCCCGGUGUCCCCCGUGCAGUACGCUCACAUGCCGCACACCUUCCAGUUCAUUGGGUCCUCCCAAUACAGUGGGACCUAUGCCAGCUUCAUCCCAUCACAGCUGAUCCCCCCAACCGCCAACCCCGUCACCAGUGCGGUGGCCUCGGCCGCAGGGGCCACCACUCCAUCCCAGCGCUCCCAGCUGGAGGCCUAUUCCACUCUGCUGGCCAACAUGGGCAGUCUGAGCCAGACGCCGGGACACAAGGCUGAGCAGCAGCAGCAGCAGCAGCAGCAGCAGCAGCAGCAGCAUCAGCAGCAGCAGCAGCAGCAGCAGCACCUCAGCAGGGCUCCGGGGCUGAUCACCCCGGGGUCCCCCCCACCAGCCCAGCAGAACCAGUACGUCCACAUUUCCAGUUCUCCGCAGAACACCGGCCGCACCGCCUCUCCUCCCGCCAUCCCCGUCCACCUCCACCCCCACCAGACGAUGAUCCCACACACGCUCACCCUGGGGCCCCCCUCCCAGGUUGUCAUGCAAUACGCCGACUCCGGCAGCCACUUUGUCCCUCGGGAGGCCACCAAGAAAGCCGAGAGCAGCCGGCUGCAGCAGGCCAUCCAGGCCAAGGAGGUCCUGAACGGUGAGAUGGAGAAGAGCCGGCGGUACGGGGCCCCGUCCUCAGCCGACCUGGGCCUGGGCAAGGCAGGCGGCAAGUCGGUUCCUCACCCGUACGAGUCCAGGCACGUGGUGGUCCACCCGAGCCCCUCAGACUACAGCAGUCGUGAUCCUUCGGGGGUCCGGGCCUCUGUGAUGGUCCUGCCCAACAGCAACACGCCCGCAGCUGACCUGGAGGUGCAACAGGCCACUCAUCGUGAGGCCUCCCCCUCCACCCUCAAUGACAAAAGUGGCCUGCAUUUAGGGAAGCCUGGCCACCGGUCCUACGCGCUCUCACCCCACACGGUCAUUCAGACCACACACAGUGCUUCAGAGCCACUCCCGGUGGGACUGCCAGCCACGGCCUUCUACGCAGGGACUCAACCCCCUGUCAUCGGCUACCUGAGCGGCCAGCAGCAAGCAAUCACCUACGCCGGCAGCCUGCCCCAGCACCUGGUGAUCCCCGGCACACAGCCCCUGCUCAUCCCGGUCGGCAGCACUGACAUGGAAGCGUCGGGGGCAGCCCCGGCCAUAGUCACGUCAUCCCCUCAGUUUGCUGCAGUGCCUCACACGUUCGUCACCACCGCCCUUCCCAAGAGCGAGAACUUCAACCCUGAGGCCCUGGUCACCCAGGCCGCCUACCCAGCCAUGGUGCAGGCCCAGAUCCAUCUGCCUGUGGUGCAGUCCGUGGCCUCCCCGGCGGCGGCUCCCCCUACGCUGCCUCCCUACUUCAUGAAAGGCUCCAUCAUCCAGUUGGCCAACGGGGAGCUAAAGAAGGUGGAAGACUUAAAAACAGAAGAUUUCAUCCAGAGUGCAGAGAUAAGCAACGACCUGAAGAUCGACUCCAGCACCGUAGAGAGGAUUGAAGACAGCCAUAGCCCGGGCGUGGCCGUGAUACAGUUCGCCGUCGGGGAGCACCGAGCGCAGGUCAGCGUUGAAGUUUUGGUAGAGUAUCCUUUUUUUGUGUUUGGACAGGGCUGGUCAUCCUGCUGUCCGGAGAGAACCAGCCAGCUCUUUGAUUUGCCGUGUUCCAAACUCUCAGUUGGGGAUGUCUGCAUCUCGCUUACCCUCAAGAACCUGAAGAACGGCUCUGUUAAAAAGGGCCAGCCCGUGGAUCCCGCCAGCGUCCUGCUGAAGCACUCAAAGGCCGACGGCCUGGCGGGCAGCAGACACAGGUAUGCCGAGCAGGAAAACGGAAUCAACCAGGGGAGUGCCCAGAUGCUCUCUGAGAAUGGCGAACUGAAGUUUCCAGAGAAAAUGGGAUUGCCUGCAGCGCCCUUCCUCACCAAAAUAGAACCCAGCAAGCCCGCGGCAACGAGGAAGAGGAGGUGGUCGGCGCCAGAGAGCCGCAAACUGGAGAAGUCAGAAGACGAACCACCUUUGACUCUUCCUAAGCCUUCUCUAAUUCCUCAGGAGGUUAAGAUUUGCAUUGAAGGCCGGUCUAAUGUAGGCAAGUAGAGGCAGCGUGGGGGAAAGGAAACGUGGCUCUCCCUUAUCAUUUGUAUCCAGAUUACUGUACUGUAGGCUAAAAUAACACAGUAUUUACAUGUUAUCUUCUUAAUUUUAGGUUUCUGUUCUAACCUUGUCAUUAGAGUUACAGCAGGUGUGUCGCAGGAGACUGGUGCAUAUGCUUUUUCCACGAGUGUCUGUCAGUGAGCGGGCGGGAGGAAGGGCACAGCAGGAGCGGUCAGGGCUCCAGGCAUCCCCAGGGAAGAAAGGAACGGGGCUUCACAGUGCCUGCCUUCUCUAGCGGCACAGAAGCAGCCGGGGGCGCUGACUCCCGCUAGUGUCAGGAGAAAAGUCCUGUGGGAAGGGUCCUGCAGGGGUGCAGGGGUGCACGCAUGUGGGGGUGCACAGGCGCUGUGGCGGCGAGUGAGGGUCUCUUUUUCUCUGCCUCCCUCUGCCUCACUCUCUUGCUAUCAGCAUGGGCCGGGGGGGUUCAGAGCAGUGUCCUCCUGGGGUUCCCACGUGCAAAAUCAACAUCAGGAACCCAGCUUCAGGGCAUCGCGGAGACGCGUCAGAUGGCAGAUUUGGAAAGUUAACCAUUUAAAAGAACAUUUUUCUCUCCAACAUAUUUUACAAUAAAAGCAACUUUUAAUUGUAUAGAUAUAUAUUUCCCCCUAUGGGGCCUGACUGCACUGAUAUAUAUUUUUUUUAAAGAGCAACUGCCACAUGCGGGAUUUCAUUUCUGCUUUUUACUAGUGCAGCGAUGUCACCAGGGUGUUGUGGUGGACAGGGAAGCCCCAGCUGUCAUGGCCCCACAUGGGGUAAGGGGGGUUGGGAGUGGGGGAGAGGGAGAGAGCGAACACCCAGGCUGGUUUCUGUGCAGUGUUAGGAAAACCAAUCAGGUUAUUGCGUUGACUUCACUCCCAAGAGGUAGAUGCAAACUGCCCUUCAGUGAGAGCAACAGAAGCUCUUCACGUUGAGUUUGCGAAAUCUUUUUGUCUUUGAACUCUAGUACUGUUUAUAGUUCAUGACUAUGGACAACUCGGGUGCCAUUUUUUUUUUCAGAUUCCAGUGUGACAUGAGGAAUUAGAUUUUGAAGAUGAGCAUAUAUUACUAUCUUUAAGCAUUUAAAAAUACUGUUCACACUUUAUUACCAAGCAUCUUGGUCUCUCAUUCAACAAGUACUGUAUCUCACUUUAAACUCUUUGGGGAAAAAAAAAAACAAAAAAAAACUAAGUUGCUUUCUUUUUUUCAACACUGUAACUACAUUUCAGCUCUGCAGAAUUGCUGAAGAGCAAGAUAUUGAAAGUUUCAAUGUGGUUUAAAGGGAUGAAUGUGAAUUAUGAACUAGUAUGUGACAAUAAAUGACCACCAAGUACUACCUGACGGGAGGCACUUUUCACUUUGAUGUCUGAGAAUCAGUUCAAGGCAUAUGCAGAGUUGGCAGAGAAACUGAGAGAAAAGGGAUGGAGAAGAGAAUACUCAUUUUUGUCCAGUGUUUUUCUUUUUAAGAUGAACUUUUAAAGAACCUUGCGAUUUGCACAUAUUGAGUUUAUAAUUUGUGUGAUAUUCCUGCAGUUUUUAUCCAAUAACAUUGUGGGAAAGGUUUGGGGGACUGAACGAGCAUAAAUAAAUGUAGCAAAAUUUCUUUCUAACCUGCCUAAACUCUAGGCCAUUUUAUAAGGUUAUGUUCCUUUGAAAAUUCAUUUUGGUCUUUUUACCACAUCUGUCACAAAAAGCCAGGUCUUAGCGGGCUCUUAGAAACUCUGAGAAUUUUCUUCAGAUUCAUUGAGAGAGUUUUCCAUAAAGACAUUUAUAUAUGUGAGCAAGAUUUUUUUUAAACAAUUACUUUAUUAUUGUUGUUAUUAAUGUUAUUUUCAGAAUGGCUUUUUUUUUCUAUUCAAAAUCAAAUCGAGAUUUAAUGUUUGGUACAAACCCAGAAAGGGUAUUUCAUAGUUUUUAAACCUUUCAUUCCCAGAGAUCCGAAAUAUCAUUUGUGGGUUUUGAAUGCAUCUUUAAAGUGCUUUAAAAAAAAGUUUUAUAAGUAGGGAGAAAUUUUUAAAUAUUCUUACUUGGAUGGCUGCAACUAAACUGAACAAAUACCUGAUUUUUCUUUUACCCCAUUGAAAAUAGUACUUUCUUCGUUUCACAAAUUAAAAAAAAAAAUCUGGUAUCAACCCACAUUUUGGCUGUCUAGUAUUCAUUUACAUUUAGGGCUCACCAGGACUAAUGAUUUUUAUAAACCGUUUUCUGGGGUGUACCAAAAACAUUUGAAUAGGUUUAGAAUAGCUAGAAUAGUUCCUUGACUUUCCUCGAAUUUCAUUACCCUCUCAGCGUGCUUGCAGAGAGCUGGGUGGGCUCAUUCUUGCAGUCAUACUGCUUAUUUAGUGCUGUAUUUUUUAAACGUUUCUGUUCAGAGAACUUGCUUAAUCUUCCAUAUAUUCUGCUCAGGGCACUUGCAAUUAUUAGGUUUUGUUUUUCUUUUUGUUUUUUAACCUUUGAUGGUAAGAGGAAUACGGGCUGCCACAUAGACUUUGUUCUCAUUAAUAUCACUAUUUACAACUCAUGUGGACUCAGAAAAACACACACCACCUUUUGGCUUACUUCGAGUAUUGAACUGACUGGAUCCACUAAACCAACACUAAGAUGGGAAAACACACAUGGUUUGGAGCAAUAGGAACAUCAUCAUAAUUUUUGUGGUUCUAUUUCAGGUAUAGGAAUUAUAAAAUAAUUGGUUCUUUCUAAACACUUGUCCCAUUUCAUUCUCUUGCUUUUUUAGCAUGUGCAAUACUUUCUGUGCCAAUAGAGUCUGACCAGUGUGCUAUAUAGUUAAAGCUCAUUCCCUUUUGGCUUUUUCCUUGUUUGGUUGAUCUUCCCCAUUCUGGCCAGAGCAGGGCUGGAGGGAAGGAGCCAGGAGGGAGAGAGCCUCCCACCUUUCCCCUGCUGCGGAUGCUGAGUGCUGGGGCGGGGAGCCUUCAGGAGCCCCGUGCGUCUGCCGCCACGUUGCAGAAAGAGCCAACCAAGGAGACCUGGGGGAGGAACCGCAGUGUCCCCUGUCACCACACGGAAUAGUGAAUGUGGAGUGUGGAGAGGAAGGAGGCAGAUUCAUUUCUAAGACGCACUCUGGAGCCAUGUAGCCUGGAGUCAACCCAUUUUCCACGGUCUUUUCUGCAAGUGGGCAGGCCCCUCCUCGGGGGUCUGUGUCCUUGAGACUUGGAGCCCUGCCUCUGAGCCUGGACGGGAAGUGUGGCCUGUUGUGUGUGUGCGUUCUGAGCGUGUUGGCCAGUGGCUGUGGAGGGGACCACCUGCCACCCACGGUCACCACUCCCUUGUGGCAGCUUUCUCUUCAAAUAGGAAGAACGCACAGAGGGCAGGAGCCUCCUGUUUGCAGACGUUGGCGGGCCCCGAGGCUCGCAGAGCAGCCUCUGUCACCGCUUCUGUGUAGCAAACAUUAACGAUGACAGGGGUAGAAAUUCUUCGGUGCCGUUCAGCUUACAAGGAUCAGCCAUGUGCCUCUGUACUAUGUCCACUCUGCAAUAUUUACCGACAGCCGUCUUUUGUUCUUUCUUUCCUGUUUUCCAUUUUUAAACUAAUAACAGCAGGCCUUUUGCGUUUACAAUGGAACACAAUCACCAAGAAAUUAGUCAGGGCGAAAAGAAAAAAAAAAUAAUAUUAUUAAUAAGAAACCAACAAACAAGAACCUCUCUUUCUAGGGAUUUCUAAAUAUAUAAAAUGACUGUUCCUUAGAAUGUUUAACUUAAGAAUUAUUUCAGUUUGUCUGGGCCACACUGGGGCAGAGGGGGGAGGGAGGGAUACAGAGAUGGAUGCCACUUACCUCAGAUCUUUUAAAGUGGAAAUCCAAAUUGAAUUUUCAUUUGGACUUUCAGGAUAAUUUUCUAUGUUGGUCAACUUUUCGUUUUCCCUAACUCACCCAGUUUAGUUUGGGAUGAUUUGAUUUCUGUUGUUGUUGAUCCCAUUUCUAACUUGGAAUUGUGAGCCUCUAUGUUUUCUGUUAGGUGAGUGUGUUGGGUUUUUUCCCCCCACCAGGAAGUGGCAGCAUCCCUCCUUCUCCCCUAAAGGGACUCUGCGGAACCUUUCACACCUCUUUCUCAGGGACGGGGCAGGUGUGUGUGUGGUACACUGACGUGUCCAGAAGCAGCACUUUGACUGCUCUGGAGUAGGGUUGUACAAUUUCAAGGAAUGUUUGGAUUUCCUGCAUCUUGUGGAUUACUCCUUAGAUACCGCAUAGAUUGCAAUAUAAUGCUGCAUGUUCAAGAUGAACAGUAGCUCCUAGUAAUCAUAAAAUCCACUCUUUGCACAUAGUUUGAUCUUUACUGAAAUAUGUUGCCAAAAUUUAUUUUUGUUGUUGUAGCUCUGGAUUUUGUUUUGUUUUGUUUUUUAAGGAAACGAUUGACAAUACCCUUUAACAUCUGUGACUACUAAGGAAACCUAUUUCUUUCAUAGAGAGAAAAAUCUCCAAUGCUUUUGAAGACACUAAUACCGUGCUAUUUCAGAUAUGGGUGAGGAAGCAGAGCUCUCGGGACCGAAGGCCGGGCUUCUUGAGCUGUGUUGGUUGUCAUGGCUACUGUUUCAUGAACCACAGGCAGCUCAACAGACUGGUCUGUUGCCUUCUGAAACCCUUUGCACUUCAAUUUGCACCAGGUGAAAACAGGGCCAGCAGACUCCAUGGCCCAAUUCGGUUUCUUCGGUGGUGAUAUGAAAGGAGAAUUACACUUUUUUUUUUUUUUAAAAAGUGGCGUGGAGGCCUUUGCUUCCACAUUUGUUUUUAACCCAGAAUUUCUGAAAUAGAGAAUUUAAGAACACAUCAAGUAAUAAAUAUACAGAGAAUAUACUUUUUUAUAAAGCACAUGCAUCUGCUAUUGUGUUGGGUUGGUUUCCUCUCUUUUCCACGGACAGUGUUGUGUUUCUGGCAUAGGGAAACUCCAAACAACUUGCACACCUCUACUCCGGAGCUGAGAUUUCUUUUACAUAGAUGACCUCGCUUCAAAUAUGUUACCUUACUGAUAGGAUCUUUUCUUGUAGCACUAUACCUUGUGGGAAUUUUUUUUUAAUGUACACCUGAUUUGAGAAGCUGAAGAAAACAAAAUUUUGAAGCACUCACUUUGAGGAGUACAGGUAAUGUUUUAAAAAAUUGCACAAAAGAAAAAUGAAUGUCGAAAUGAUUCAUUCAGUGUUUGAAAGAUAUGGAUCUGUUGAAACAAUGAGUUUCAUACUUUGUAAAAAAAAAAAAAGCAGAGAAGGGUUGAAAGUUACAUGUUUUUUUGUAUAUAGAAAUUUGUCAUGUCUAAAUGAUCAGAUUUGUAUGGUUAUGGCCUGGAAGAAUUACUACGUAAAAGGCUCUUAAACUAUACCUAUGCUUAUUGUUCUUUUUGUUACACAUAGCCCUCGUCUGAGGGAGGGGAACUCGGUAUUCUGCGAUUUGAGAAUACUGUUCAUUCCUAUGCUGAAAGUACUUCUCUGAGCUCCCUUCUUAGUCUAAACUCUUAAGCCAUUGCAACUUCUUUUUCUUCAGAGAUGAUGUUUGACAUUUUCAGCACUUCCUGUUCCUAUAAACCCAAAGAAUAUAAUCUUGAACACGAAGUGUUUGUAACAAGGGAUCCAGGCUACCAUCAAACAGGACUCAUUAUGGGGACAAAAAAAAAAAAUUAUUUCACCUUCUUUCCCCCCACACCUCAUUUAAAUGGGGGGGUAAAAACAUGAUUUCAAUGUAAAUGCCUCAUUUUACUUUUAUUUUGGUUUUUAUUUAAUAUAAAGAGGCCAGAAUAAAUGCGGAGCAACUUCUCAGAAUAGUAUUCCUGUCCAAAAAUCAAGCCGGACAGUGGAAACUGGACAGCUGUGGGGAUAUUAAGCACCCCCACUUACAAUUCUUAAAUUCAGAAUCUCGUCCCCUCCCUUCUCGUUGAAGGCAACUGUUCUGGUAGCUAACUUUCUCCUGUGUAAUGGCGGGAGGGAACACCGGCUUCAGUUUUUCAUGUCCCCAUGACUUGCAUACAAAUGGUUCAGCUGUAUUAAAAUUAAGUGCAUUUGGCCAAUAGGUAGUAUCUAUACAAUAACAACAAUCUCUAAGAAUUUCCAUAACUUUUCUUAUCUGAAAGGACUCAAGUCUUCCACUGCAGAUACAUUGGAGGCUUCACCCACGUUUUCUUUCCCUUUAGUUUGUUUGCUGUCUGGAUGGCCAAUGAGCCUGUCUCCUUUUCUGUGGCCAAUCUGAAGGCCUUCGUUGGAAGUGUUGUUUACAGUAAUCCUUACCAAGAUAACAUACUGUCCUCCAGAAUACCAAGUAUUAGGUGACACUAGCUCAAGCUGUUGUCUUCAGAGCAGUUACCAAGAAGCUCGGUGCACAGGUUUUCUCUGGUUCUUACAGGAACCACCUACUCUUUCAGUUUUCUGGUCCAGGAGUGGGGUAAAUCCUUUAGUUAGUGCAUUUGAACUUGAUACCUGUGCAUUCAGUUCUGUGAAUACUGCCCUUUUUGGCGGGGUUUCUUCAUCUCCCCAGCCUGAACUGCUCAACUCUAAACCCAAAUUAGUGUCAGCCGAAAGGAGGUUUCAAGAUAGUCCUGUCAGUAUUUGUGGUGACCUUCAGACUAGACAGUCUUCAUUUCCAGCCAGUGGAGUCCUGGCUCCAGAGCCAUCUCUGAGACUCGUACUACUGGAUGUUUUAAUAUCAGAUCAUUACCCACCAAACUUCCAAUCGUAUGCCUCCCACAGGCCAAGGGAAAACAGACACCAGAACUUGGGUUGAGGGCACUACCAGACUGACAUGGCCAGUACAGAGGAGAACUAGGGAAGGAAUGAUGUUUUGCACCUUAUUGAAAAGAAAAUUUUAAGUGCAUACAUAAUAGUUAAGAGCUUUUAUUGUGACAGGAGAACUUUUUUCCAUAUGCGUGCAUACUCUCUGUAAUUCCAGUGUAAAAUAUUGUACUUGCACUAGCUUUUUUAAACAAAUAUUAAAAAAUGGAAGAAUUCAUAUUCUAUUUUCUAAUCGUGGUGUGUCUAUUUGUAGGAUACACUCGAGUCUGUUUAUUGAAUUUUAUGGUCCCUUUCUUUGAUGGUGCUUGCAGGUUUUCUAGGUAGAAAUUAUUUCAUUAUUAUAAUAAAACAAUGUUUGAUUCAAAAUUUGAACAAAAUUGUUUUAAAUAAAUUGUCUGUAUACCAGUACAAGUUUAUUGUUUCAGUAUACUCGUACUAAUAAAAUAACAGUGCCAAUUGCA